Oncorhynchus tshawytscha (Chinook salmon) is the source of this 2518-nucleotide messenger RNA. Its product is annotated as 5-hydroxytryptamine receptor 3A-like. Gene Ontology annotation, molecular function: neurotransmitter receptor activity; transmembrane signaling receptor activity; extracellular ligand-gated monoatomic ion channel activity. The coding region runs from base 86 to 1498 and encodes 470 amino acids. Gene Ontology annotation, biological process: monoatomic ion transmembrane transport; nervous system process; signal transduction. NCBI's taxonomy places the organism in Eukaryota, Metazoa, Chordata, Actinopteri, Salmoniformes, Salmonidae. The transcript has 10 exons. Gene Ontology annotation, cellular component: synapse; neuron projection; membrane. The record is from RefSeq and is a predicted model, not a curated record.
GGGUCAUCCCAGGUGAGGCUUUGGCUUGAGAGGAAAGGAGAAGGCAAGUGGUGAUCACUAAGCAUCUUAAGGAGGACGUGCAGGGAUGAGACCCAUGGACCACAGCGUGCUGAAAUGUUGUCUCUUCUCUCUACUCUUGCUAACAGUGUCUGCAGCAGACCCUCCAUCCAAUGCAGCCAUUUUAGCUAGUGAAAUGACUCCAGGCAAUGCAUCCAAUACAGCCAAUGCAGGCCAAGCACCCAAUACAUCCACUAAUACAUCCAACACAGCCAGUACAAACCAACCAUCCAACACAGCCACUUCAUCCAGGGCAACGACACCCUCCUGUACAACACGUCGAUGUCUGGCCAGCAUGCUGAUUGCGAAAGAAGCUCUGAGUCAGCCACAGUCUCCAUCAUGCAUCUCAAAUAUCAGUGUGCCGUUAAUAGUGUAUGAAACUCUGUCUGUCGACACAAAAGAUCUCCGCUUCGAGAGUCAUCUGCAAGUUAUGUUGUCUUGGGAAGACCCUGAUUUAUCAUGGGACACAUCAGUCUAUCAUCAUGAUAUGGUGGUCCUGCCUGUCAGCAAAAUCUGGACUCCUGAACUCCAUGUGACUAAUGGAGUGCAAACAACGAUAAAGCACAGCAACAAGGAUUUACUGGUGCACAGCAACGGGACUAUAGAGCACAUGGUCAUCAUGAACACUGUGGUGGGCUGUGAGGUCAAUCUGUACAAUUACCCCUUCGCUUCAGAUUUCUGCCCCAUCGCCAUCAAUGUAUGGGCACUUAAAGGAUGUGGCAUGUUCCUGAACUUUGGGAAUGUGAGCACAACUAGUGCAAACCGUGGAGACUGGCUAACCGAGAACGUGAAACUCGAUGCGAAAGGAGGCAGAGAUGAUCGCAACUAUCUAUGGGUGUCGCUGAAAAUGCGGUCUGAAAACCCGUUUCUGUCCCUGGUCCUGCCCAGUAUACUGAUCAUUGUGGCAGAUGUGGUGAGCUUCUCCCUGCCACUGGGAGGGGGCGAGCGUAUCUCAUUCAAGGUUACACUGGUUCUCAGCUUCAUCAUGUUCCUCAUCAUCCUCAACGACCUACUGCCUGGAGGAGGCCAGUGCAGCCCCAUCAUCCGAAAGCACUUCUGUUUCUGUUUGGUCAUCCUGGUGUUGAGCACGUUGCAGUCUAUGGUGCUCACACGCCUGGCUAAGUGUGGCACUCUCUGGCCCUGCAGCCUCUCCAAGUCCAAAGACUCACUACUUAAAGACACAGACAAUGAAGAGGAAUCCAAGUCUGAUAUUAAAGCCUCAGCGGAAGAGAAGAAUACAGCCCUCCAGAAGGUGGUGAAGUUUCUCAACAAAAUGGCUGCACAAGACCAGAAAAAUGCUAUACACCAUCGCUUUGCCAACAAAGUGGACUUGAUCUGUUUCUGUAUCUAUCUCACCAUUCUCAUUGUUUAUGCAGUCGUCAUUUUAUAUUUCUCCUUUGGUUCUCAAUGUAAGAUCAACCAAUUAGAUUUCUGGUCAUAAAUUCUUUAUUCGCUUUUAACAACCAUUUUAAAAAAUAUUGGUGUAUUUGGGUCUUCAGAAGUUUUGCAAGCACAAACAAAAAGCUAGUUGUUUUGCAUUUCUGGGUAAAAUAACUAGAUGUGUUUAUUCUGAAGUAGGGCUUUAACAAUAUUUAUUUAAACAUGUUUAGAACUAGCCAGUCAUAUGUGUAAUAAUACAUUUAGCAAUUAGGGCUCUAAUGAAUACAUGUAAUGGGGACUGUAGUGCUAUAAUCCCCCAGAAUAGAGGCCUAGAACUCUAAUGCAUACAUGUAAUGGGGACUGUAGUAAUAUAAUCCCCCAGAAUAGAGGCCUAGAACUCUAAUGAAUACAUGUAAUGGGGACUGUAGUGAUAUAAUCCCCCAGAAUAGAGGCCUAGAACGCUAAUGAAUACAUGUAAUGGGGACUGAAGUGCUAUAAUCCCCCAGAAUAGAGGCCUAGAACUCUGAAUACAUGUAAUGGGGACUGUAGUGCUAUAAUCCCCCAGAAUAGAGGCCUAGAACUCUAAUGAAUACAUGUAAUGGGGACUGUAGUGCUAUAAUCCCCCAGAAUAGAGGCCUAGAACUCUAAUGAAUACAUGUAAUGGGGACUGUAGUGCUAUAAUCCCCCAGAAUAGAGGCCUAGAACUCUAAUGAAUACAUGUAAUGGAGACUGAAGCUGUAGUAUUAGUAGUGUGGAAACAAAUUAAUAGUGUGUUAUUUGCUAUAGAGGCAGUGUGAAGGCCUUAUAUUAUCUCCUAACUAAGCAGGUUCUCAACCUCAGGCUGAGAUAUCAAAUAGUCUCUCAAUCAUCUCCUCCACCUGCGCUGGGCUGUAUUUGUGGUAUCUCUCAGGGUGUUUGGAGAAAUCAUGGUCACAUCUGUGUAAAGUACAGGCAAAGGACCAUAAUGAAUAUCACUGUACCAGCGUUCUGUAUGAAAUUCUUACUGCACAUCAAUAUUGGACAGUGGUGAAUAAAAUAACCCAUGUCUUGUACCAAACAUACAUGGGACAUCCCAGUUUCA